Heterocephalus glaber (naked mole-rat) is the source of this 2022-nucleotide messenger RNA. It is a transcript of the gene Ik, whose product is annotated as IK cytokine. NCBI's taxonomy places the organism in Eukaryota, Metazoa, Chordata, Mammalia, Rodentia, Bathyergidae. The record is from RefSeq and is a predicted model, not a curated record.
ACAUUGUAGGGCCGUAGUCAGGCUGUAUUCCUCUGCGCGUGGGCUGGGACCAACGGUAGAGGGAGGAAGCGGAGUAUAGGAGCGCAAAGCACUGUGGUUGAUUUUCGAGGUGCAUUGUGGGGAAAAAAGCCUCUCGGUCGUUUUGUUGUCAGAGGCGGGCGUUGAGACUCAGACGAAAUGCCGGAGAGAGAAAGCGAGCCGUUCUCCAAUCCUUUGGCCCCAGAUGGCCACGAUGUGGAUGAUCCUCACUCCUUCCACCAAUCUAAACUCACCAAUGAAGACUUCAGGAAACUUCUCAUGACCCCAAGGGCUGCACCUACUUCUGCACCACCUUCUAAGUCACGUCAUCAUGAGAUGCCAAGAGAGUACAAUGAGGAUGAAGACCCAGCUGCACGAAGGAGGAAGAAAAAAAGUUAUUAUGCCAAACUACGCCAACAAGAAAUUGAGAGAGAGAGAGAACUAGCAGAGAAGUACCGGGACCGUGCCAAGGAACGGAGAGAUGGUGUGAACAAAGAUUAUGAAGAAACUGAACUUAUUAGCACCACGGCUAACUACAGGGCUGUGGGCCCCACUGCUGAAGCGGACAAAUCAGCUGCAGAGAAGAGAAGACAGUUGAUCCAAGAAUCCAAAUUCUUGGGUGGUGACAUGGAACACACCCAUUUGGUGAAAGGCUUGGAUUUUGCUCUGCUUCAGAAGGUCCGAGCUGAGAUUGCCAGCAAAGAGAAGGAGGAAGAGGAACUGAUGGAGAAGCCCCAGAAGGAAACCAAAAAAGAUGAGGAUCCUGAAAACAAAAUUGAAUUUAAAACACGUCUGGGCCGCAAUGUUUACCGUAUGCUUUUUAAGAGCAAAGCAUAUGAGCGGAAUGAGCUGUUCCUGCCAGGUCGCAUGGCCUAUGUGGUAGACCUGGAUGAUGAGUAUGCGGACACAGACAUCCCCACCACUCUUAUCCGGAGCAAGGCUGAUUGUCCCACCAUGGAGGCCCAGACUACACUGACCACAAAUGACAUUGUCAUCAGCAAGCUCACUCAGAUCCUUUCAUACCUGAGGCAGGGGACCCGAAACAAGAAACUCAAAAAGAAGGAUAAAGGGAAGCUGGAAGAGAAGAAACCUCCUGAGGCUGACAUGAACAUUUUUGAAGACAUUGGGGAUUAUGUUCCCUCCACAACCAAGACACCUCGGGACAAGGAGCGGGAGAGAUACCGGGAACGGGAGCGUGAUCGGGAGAGAGACAGAGACCGGGACCGAGAGCGGGAACGAGAACGGGAGCGGGAGCGGGAGCAGGACCGAGAGAGAGAGGAGGAAAAGAAAAGGCACAGCUACUUUGAAAAGCCUAAAGUGGAUGAUGAGCCCAUGGAUGUUGACAAAGGACCUGGAUCUGCCAAGGAAUUAAUCAAGUCCAUCAAUGAAAAGUUUGCUGGGUCUGCUGGCUGGGAGGGCACUGAAUCGCUGAAGAAGCCAGAAGACAAAAAGCAGCUGGGUGAUUUCUUUGGCAUGUCCAACAGUUAUGCAGAGUGCUAUCCAGCCACGAUGGAUGACAUGGCUGUGGAUAGUGAUGAGGAGGUGGAUUAUAGCAAAAUGGACCAGGGUAACAAGAAGGGCCCCUUAGGCCGGUGGGACUUUGAUACCCAGGAGGAAUACAGCGAGUAUAUGAACAACAAGGAGGCUUUGCCCAAGGCUGCAUUCCAAUAUGGUAUCAAGAUGUCUGAAGGACGAAAAACCAGGCGCUUCAAGGAAACCAAUGACAAGGCAGAACUUGAUCGCCAGUGGAAGAAGAUUAGUGCAACUAUCACGGGUUAUUUUGCAGAUCAUUGAGAAGAGAAAGAAGAUGGAAGCUGAUGGGGUUGAAGUGAAAAGACCGAAAUACUAAUCUCCAGUUCCUACUGGAGAAUCUCCACAUGGAUGUUCUUUCUACUACUUUCUUCCUGCAAUUCCUAGUAAGGUUGCAGUGUGGUUUUUUUUCCCUGAAUGUAUAUAAAAUUUUAUUGUAUAAUCAUUUGGUUCCAUUAAAAUUGAUUAACCUGC